AUGCAUCAGAAACCCUGGUUGUCUCUAACCAUAAACAACCAAACCACGUCCCAGUACCGCCCAAGAACUUAUGCCACGACUUUCCCGACUCCAAAGCACGACUUUCCCGACUCCAAAGCACGACUUUCCCCGACUCCAAAGCACGACUUUCCCGACUCCAAAGCACGACUUUCCCGACUCCAAAGCACGACUUUCCCGACUCCAAAGCACGACUUUCCCGACUCCAAAGCACGACUUUCCCGACUCCAAAGCACGACUUUCCCGACUCCAAAGCACGACUUUCCCGACUCCAAAGCACGACUUUCCCGACUCCAAAGCACGACUUUCCCGACUCCAAAGCACGACUUUCCCGACUCCAAAGCACGACUUUCCCGACUCCAAAGCACGACUUUCCCGACUCCAAAGCACGACUUUCCCGACUCCAAAGCACGACUUUCCCGACUCCAAAGCACGACUUUCCCGACUCCAAAGCACGACUUUCCCGACUCCAAAGCACGACUUUCCCGACUCCAAAGCACGACUUUCCCGACUCCAAAGCACGACUUUCCCGACUCCAAAGCACGACUUUCCCGACUCCAAAGCACGACUUUCCCGACUCCAAAGCACGACUUUCCGACUCCAAAGCACGACUUUCCCGACUCCAAGCACGACUUUCCCGACUCCAAAGCACGACUUUCCCGACUCCAAAGCACGACUUUCCCGACUCCAAAGCACGACUUUCCCGACUCCAAAGCACGACUUUCCCGACUCCAAAGCACGACUUUCCCGACUCCAAAGCACGACUUUCCCGACUCCAAAGCACGACUUUCCCGACUCCAAAGCACGACUUUCCCGACUCCAAAGCACGACUUUCCCGACUCCAAAGCACGACUUUCCCGACUCCAAAGCACGACUUUCCCGACUCCAAAGCACGACUUUCCCGACUCCAAAGCACGACUUUCCCGACUCCAAAGCACGACUUUCCCGACUCCAAAGCACGACUUUCCCGACUCCAAAGCACGACUUUCCCGACUCCAAAGCACGACUUUCCUGACUCCAAAGCACGACUUUCCCGACUCCAAAGCACGACUUUCCUGA
Molecule: messenger RNA, 1077 nt
Organism: Penaeus indicus
Lineage: Eukaryota; Metazoa; Arthropoda; Malacostraca; Decapoda; Penaeidae
Product: mucin-2-like
Exons: 2
Coding region: 1-1077 (358 amino acids)
Source: RefSeq, a predicted model, not a curated record